Hemisphaericaspora subhashii is the source of this 2436-nucleotide messenger RNA. RefSeq lists its product as uncharacterized. NCBI's taxonomy places the organism in Eukaryota, Fungi, Ascomycota, Pichiomycetes, Serinales, Debaryomycetaceae. The record is from RefSeq and is a predicted model, not a curated record. The transcript has a single exon. The coding region runs from base 1 to 2436 and encodes 811 amino acids.
AUGCAUGUUUCUAACCUAAUAUUUGUUUUAUUGGUCACAAGUCUCAAGCUUUCUUGUUGUGCCUUGGUUUAUAACGAAGACAUUAUCCAGAAUGGUGGUCGGCUUGAACUGUCACUUAAUUUGUACGAUAAGGUCCAAUAUAAUGCUGUAUUUUCCCUUAUUGACCCAGAGUAUGUCUCAGUAUAUUCGGCAGAUUUUAACAAUGAAUUUUACCUUUAUACAACAGUAAUCCCAUCAGGUUAUGUACGAUUCAUGUAUGCCUACAACUAUGGAAAUUUCCACGUAGUGGCCGCUACUGAUCAGCCUCUUGAAUUCAAUGGAGUCUAUUUUUUUAACGAGGGAUACCUUUCCUUCCAGAACUUAGACACCCAAGCAGAUUUUGGUGUGUAUCUUCAAUUAUUUGACAAUAAGAAGGAUGUAUACAUUUCUGGUGAUCAAGAAACCACAAAACUUGAUAUUUCUGGUAGCCAUAACACUGGAAGUAUUUGCGUCAAGGGUGCGACUAUCGAAUUCAGAACAGGAGAUGAAGGAAAUGGAUGCAUUAUUCUUCAAGACAGCGCCUUCAUCAGCAAUGGUGAGAUGAAUUCCGUGGUUUGCUUGACUGAAGGUGACCUGACAACUAUAUUCCUUCAACAAGAUGCAAUGGGACUGAUGAAGAUUGCUAAUUUUGGAACACUGCAUUCUUUGAGACUUGAAUAUUCUGGUAAUUUCCCAUAUUUUACAUAUGACACAAACAAUGAUAUAUUGGUAAUCGAACAUGGAAGGCGUUUAGAAGUUGACUUUGGACCAGGUUACAAUGCCACUGGAUUUCAGGGUGAGAUGGAAAAUGGGUUUUACAUAAUUCGAUACCGAGGUAUCAUUUAUAAUCAGUUACAUACUCCGUGCCCAUGCGCUUGUCCCGACGCACCUCCUACGACUGCGCCGGGAGUACUCCAAGUUAUGGCCACAUUCGCGGAUCCGUUUGCUCCUCAAGUUGAUGGAAACUCAGUACCCCAGGAGGAAUCUUUUGCUAAUUUUUUUGAUCCAACCGACGAAGGUGAAAACAACGAAUUGGACAAGGAUGAAUCUAUUGAUAAUAAUAUCGCACCAAGCGAUGAGAUGGAAACUUCACAAGCUGAACUACCAUAUACAGAAACGACGAUGGACCAGUUUAAGUCUUGUGUUUCAAGUUUUGACCAAGAUUUAAUUCAAGUAGGCGGUCGAUUCGAGUUGGAAUGUCCACACUUAUCCUUGGAAGAACUUGCUCAAUUUAAUGCUUUAUUUUCAUUUGUUAACCUCGAGAAUCUUUCGAUAAAUGGGGCAGUUUUUAACAAAGAAGUUUACUAUUAUUCAAGUAUAGUUCCGGAAAAUGCCAGUCUCGACUACGCUUAUAUUGCCAGCAAUUUUCAUAUAAUGACAGCCGCUGGUGUAGAAACACUUGACAUAUAUCUUGGAAGCGUUAGAAAUGAAGGAUAUCUUACUUUCCAGAACUUAGACAAUGAAGGACUUUUGCGGAUUAAUGUUAACCAAUUACAAAAUGAGAGGGAGGUCUACAUUUCUGGCAGUGAUCCGGAGCGUAUUAGAUAUGAAAGUUCUUCUACGAGAAAUAACGGGGUAAUUUGUGCCAAAGGUGCAACCUUCUACAAUUCUUUGCUUGGCAGUGGGAGAGGCUGCUAUGUUCUUCAAGAUACUGUUUUCAUUAACAACGGUGAUUUCGGAACUAUUAUUUGCCUUUCGGAUAAUCAGGAAGACAAGUCGGUAUUAUACCCUGAAGAAGAGGCGAAUGGUGGUAUGUCGGUCGUUAAUUUCGGUUUCCAACAUUCUUUGAAAAUUAAGUUUUCCAUUGACAAUCCAUCUUUUAGUUUCAAUGAAUACAAUUCCUUAGUAAUCGAAAUCGGAAAGACCUUGGAAGUAAAUCUUGGGCCGGGGUAUAAUUCUAGGGGAUUUGAAGGUGUAAUUGAAGAUGAUUAUUUCGUGAUUAGAUACAGCGGGACAAUAGAUGAUCAAUUACUUUCUGAAUGCCCUUGCAUUUGUCCUGGCUUGCCUCAGACUGCAGCAUCAGGAGUAGAUGCCCCCCCGGAAAGUGAACCGAUCAGUAAGGAAUCCGAAGGGGAUACCAUCAACUACUCAGAAUUAAAUGAAGCCACUUCUCAAAUAGAGAAACCCGAAUAUGCUGAAGCAAGUGUUCAAUCUAAAACCAGCGGAAGUUCUCAGGGCGACACACCAGUUGACGGAAAUCCUCAAGCUGAGCCUAUAGUUGCGGGAAAUCCUCGAGUGGACCCUCCAAUCGGCAACAGCGAAAAAAUGACAACUGCCGGAGCUGUUGCAAGCAUCGCGUCAAGUCCGAUAAGUCAGGACCCUACCAUUGAUGCUUUAGGAGGCACCACCGGAGAGUUUCAAGAGAAGCAUUUAUUAAAGAUGGUGUUGAUCAUGAUUUUUGCUGUUGCUGCUAUGUAA